Vanrija pseudolonga is the source of this 2072-nucleotide messenger RNA. RefSeq names its product THP3c (gene SPBC2A9.11c). Bases 149 to 1681 code for a protein of 510 amino acids. The record is from RefSeq and is a predicted model, not a curated record. Gene Ontology annotation, cellular component: nucleus. The transcript has 9 exons. Lineage: Eukaryota; Fungi; Basidiomycota; Tremellomycetes; Trichosporonales; Trichosporonaceae.
CUCUCUCUUUUGUCAUUGCUCAUCUCAUCACUUACUUCAAGCUCAGAUCACGGCCAGACGGACACUCCAUCACAUCCCCCACACUGGAUACUGGCCAGAGAGCCGCUUCGUCCCAUCACCGCAUCGCCUGAUCGCCCCCCAUCUCGCCAUGUCGUCAAACUGGCCGCCCCACUUAAAAGCAUGGGUUCAGGAGAGCCUGGCAAAAGCGACUUCUACUAACAAGGACGCGGUCAACGCUGAAUUGAAACAACUCUUGUUCCAAGCCCACAAGCAAGGCACUGUUCAGACGACAGACUGGUCAAAAGUCGAGUUGCAGACAUUGAAGGCUCAGGCCAACAGAACGCACGUCACGGUCCCGCCUCCACCCUCCCACCAGCCGCCUCCCCCACCUCCCGGCUACUCGAGCUACGGCAGCAUGUCGUACGGCGCGGCAGCUACCUCGACUAGCCCGACAAAGGAGAAGGGUAACAAGAAGAACAAGAAGAGGAAGAACGGCGAGAACGCCCCCGCCUUCCCCAGCGCCUACGUCUUCGAGUCUGCCGAGGAGGCCGAGGCAAAGGCAAGACGCGCCGCGAGAUUCAACACUGGGUCCGAGAGCCACAAGCCUUCACCGACACCGUCCAACGCCAGUGGCCUGUCCGCCUGGUUCAACCCCGACGAGGACACGAACGGUAGCGGUGGAUUGCAGAGCAGAAUAUUCGGCGCUGGCCGGAAGAAGCUCAAGGGCAAGGCUGGGCUUGGCUACUCGGACGCGACUGUCGUGAUGGAGGUUGAUCCUAACGUCAUUGACUGGGACCACCACACCAUCAAGGGAACCUCGACAAAGCUCGAGAAGUCGUACCUCCGCCUGACAUCCGAGCCUUCACCAGCUGAUAUCCGACCGCUCCCAGUGCUGCAGCAGACAUUGCAGCUCCUCAAACAAAAGUGGAAGCAGAACCAUGACUACACCUACGCCAACAGCCAGUUCAAGAGUGUGCGCCAAGAUUUGACUGUCCAACGCAUCAAGAAUGAGUUUACGGUGGAAGUGUACGAGAUUCACGCGCGCAUUGCGCUGGAAGCGAAAGACCUUGGCGAGUAUAAUCAGUGUCAGUCCAUGUUGCGCCAGCUGUACGAGCUGGGCAUCAAGGGCCACCCAGAAGAAUUCCUCUCAUAUCGCAUUCUAUACCUCUUGCACACCCGCAACCGAAGUGACAUGGCGUCGCUCCUCGGUCAAAUCACAGAUAAGGAGAAGGCCGACCCAGGGGUACACCACGCGCUUCAAGUUCACGCGGCGCUGGCGACGUCCAACUAUGUCAAGUUCUUCCGGCUAUUCCUGGAUGCUCCGAACAUGGGCGCUUACAUCAUGGACCACUUUGUGGAGCGCGAGAGAGCACAGGCAUUGGCAGUCAUGUCCAAAGCUUACCUCACUCUCCCGCUCCCCUAUCUGACUACGACAUUGGCAUUCGACAGCGACGAAGAUACCGACGCGUUUUUGACAUCUCACCAUGCCGCCAUCUACACGAAUGUUCCCGACCCUUCUGCACCUCAGAAGCGCGACCCAGCCAACCCAUGGAAGCCAGUCGCCAAGCCCAAGCCUGUGCCACUGGCGGACCGCAUCUGGUCGUGCAAGCAGGCACACCCAGCAGUUGCCAAGGCGAUUGAAAAGUACCGGGUGGUGGACCUCAAGGGCCAGGUCGACUAGUUGUCGACGUGGUCAGAGGUCGCUGGCAGAGCGGUGCGCCAAGACCAGUAGUCGCGCAAGUCGUCGUGUCGGUCGGUCAGUGUGUCGAGUCGUGUCGGUUCGUGUCGGUCGGUACGCCGCCUGUUUAUCGGUUUGUCGGCCCAGUAAUGCCCUGUGAUCCCAAUGGUUUGUCCCUGCUAAGCCGGCGAGGUGUCCGUGAAGUCUCGCAACCCCGGCCCGACCGAGCCGCGCCCCGUCAAGACUGCAAGCUGUAACAUGGUAAGAUGUCUCGUUUCCGUUGGUUUCUGUUGGCUCGGGCCGCACCACUACUACAUUGCAUCCAUCCCAUCCUUCUUGUCGCCCAUCCUAGUUGUUGUCUGUCCUCAGGCCGAUGCAUUUGCAUUCAGAUAGA